UGUGUUCUGGUUCCUUCACUUGUUGAAGUGCAGUAUAAGGGCUUCAGUUGCACUGCUGAAAUUCAGUUCAGGUCCCACAAUGACUAUGCUGUAUUGGACAUUCCUGCUCCUCUCAGUCAGUACGGCGUCACUGGCAGAAGAGAGAUCUGUGAGAAGUAAGAGAAAUGUAUUAGACCUUGGUGGUAUCAUCAAAUGCACCACGGGCAGGGCGGCCUCAUCCUAUAUAGGUUAUGGAUGCCAUUGUGGGCUUGGAGGUAAAGGCUGGACCAAAGACAGAACAGACUGGUGUUGCCGCAAGCAUGACUGCUGCUACGAUAAUGUGAAAGCUGCAGGCUGCAGGACUCUGACUAACAAAUAUCGUUGGACUUGUGAAAACGGCCAGGUUAACUGUGGUUACAUCGCAGACAGGUGUGAGAAAAUCCUCUGCCAGUGUGACAAAGAAUUUGGCCAGUGUAUUAGAUAUGCCCCUUACAACAAGGAAUAUGCCGGGUGGCCGAAUUGGCGAUGUGGCUCUAACAAGCCUAGCUGCUAAGCUAUCUGUUGGCUGUAUGUUUCAUUGAUUUUUAUUGAUUUAUGAUUAUUUUCAGUCAUUAACAUAGUUGUCUAUUACUUUUAAGACAAUUGUCAUUUACUGUAUAUACAAAUGAGUGACAAAUCAAAGAAUAAAUGGUGGCUCCGUUAUACUGUUUGUCGUACCUGUUCCUGGUAUAUUUUACAGUAACUUGUUUACAUCAGUAUAAAAUUCUAUCUGACCCUGUGUC
This is a messenger RNA of Clarias gariepinus (North African catfish), 761 nucleotides long. RefSeq names its product phospholipase A2-like. Gene Ontology annotation, biological process: arachidonate secretion; lipid catabolic process; phospholipid metabolic process. Gene Ontology annotation, molecular function: phospholipid binding; calcium ion binding. Lineage: Eukaryota; Metazoa; Chordata; Actinopteri; Siluriformes; Clariidae. The transcript has 4 exons. The coding region runs from base 80 to 532 and encodes 150 amino acids. The record is from RefSeq and is a predicted model, not a curated record.